AUGCGCUUCUCUCUUAUCGCUCUUGCAGUGUUCGCUGCUGCGUCCGCCGCCAUGAAGCUGAGCGACGUGCCCGGCACCGAGGCCAAUCCCCUAGAUCUAGACAGCAACUAUGUAGUCCAAUGGACUUAUAACGAAAAUGAGAGAGACAAGCCCGUCUGGGUGGCUCUCUCUCACUACGACCAAGGCGGGUACUCGGAAUGCUACCUGCUCUCCGGCCAGCUGCAAGCCGGGGACGGAAGCUUUCGCAUCCCAACGCACCCUGUCUCCCAGCCGGUUACUCAAGUUACCGGAUAUCGGUUCCGCCUGCACCAGACCAACCAAUGCGUCGCCAACCCCGGCAUUGAGGACCAGACGAACCAGUUUCGCCUCAAGCCUUACUAUCCACCUACGAAUUAG
This is a messenger RNA of Aspergillus uvarum CBS 121591, 396 nucleotides long. RefSeq lists its product as uncharacterized. The transcript is spliced from 3 exons. The coding region runs from base 1 to 396 and encodes 131 amino acids. Lineage: Eukaryota; Fungi; Ascomycota; Eurotiomycetes; Eurotiales; Aspergillaceae. The record is from RefSeq and is a predicted model, not a curated record.